AUGCAGCCGUGGUCGGGCGGCCGUCGUGAACGCUCGUCCAGCGUCGUGCUGCUGGGCAAGCUGUCGGCUAUCGUGCGGCGUGGCAGUGUAUUCCAGGCCGAGCCCGAGGACUUGCGGUGCAGCAACAGCAGCUACAGCAGCAACAACAGCGAGGAAAAGGAGAGCGAUGACGACAGAGCGACACAGCGAAAAGACCGACACGCGCGGCGCCGCAGCGUCGGUGCGCCCACGAUGCAGGCGAAUAUGACCAUGUGGGACCCCAAAACUAACGGCCGCGGCACGAGUCAACGGCUCCAGUUUUAUCCGGCACGGCCACUAGUAGCGGCUGCGUUGGCAAAGCCGUUGAGUCAGGGGGAACUGAUGCGAAGAGCGACGCUCGAAGCGGAGAUGAAGGAUUUUGACACUAUGCACGAAAGGUUCGCACCGUCGUCGACGCCUCAGAACGACCAGGAAGACAAGAAGGGCAUCCAACAAGUGGGAGACAUGGACAACAACGAACAGGAGAACAUGGAAGAGGAGGAACGACGUUUUGCGCAUCCUACUGAGGCUGGAAACGAUGGUAAACGAAACGGCGGAGCGUUUGCAGAAGACGAAAUGCUGAACUUUGACUCGAUCCACAUGCCGUCGAGCGUGCGCAGGUUGAUGAGCCGCAUUAUGAGCGAGAGCCUUAUGAGCGAGUCCGAUGUGCCUGAAGAUAUGUCAAACCAAGAUGAUGGCGACGAGGACGAUGACGACGAGGACUAUGAUGAAGAAGACGUAGAUCACAUCGACGACGUGGAGGAGCUUGAACUGGUCGAGAACAGCUCUGAGCUGGACGAGGAACGAUCCAGCAGCGAGCAAGAGGAGACGAUAGCUCAGACAGAGCAAGAUUCGAGUCCAACCAAGCACCAUUUCCUAGAGCGUCGACAAACUCGCCUGCUGAGCUGUGCAGCCGAACAUGCAGCUUUGUCAGCACAGGACCAGCUUACAUCAAGUGUGCGACGGCUGGUGAUCCAGUUGAAAGACGACUCGGAUCAGAUGAGCAAACCACUGGCCCAAUCUCAUGGCUUACGUCUCAAAUCGAGACCGGCUCCGACACGGAGGCGAGCUGGGUCAUGUCCGACUGCUUAUGAUCUUGGCGUCCCGUCACCAGUCGAUGGGUCUUCGAUGCCGACGCCGCCUCCUUUUAGUCCCGCUCUGGCCCCGCAGGAGAUACACCCUGGCAAGAAACACAAGAAAAGCGCGUUCUCAAGGAUCGGCCCGCGUGUGCUGGAGACUCUUCAUUUGCGCAAGAAGCGCAAGACGUACUUGUUCACAGACGAAGAGCUCGAGACGAUUGAAGGAGCUCGAUGGAAGAUCGUCGAGUUGGCCUUCCGCUUCGGCGGCAAGCACCGGUCGUAUCUGGUACAGGCGAUCAAUAUGUUCUUCCCUCUUCUGAAAUAUGGACGACGUGGAGGUGCACAUGCCACCAGACUGCAUUGCAACUGCUGUGGUACGCUGCAGUGGCAACAUAAGCGUGGUGGUCUCAGUGAAGCCGUAGAUUUGGCUGAAGUGCUGCAAGUGCUGGACGGACGACAGACGGCUGUGUUUCGCAAAGCUCAAGCCAUCGAGACUGGCUGGUCAGUGCACUACGUACACUCGUGGCCUAUGCAAGGCGUCAGCGACGUAUCGAGCAGCAAGCCAUAG
This is a messenger RNA of Phytophthora infestans T30-4, 1665 nucleotides long. RefSeq lists its product as uncharacterized. Lineage: Eukaryota; Oomycota; Peronosporomycetes; Peronosporales; Peronosporaceae. The coding region runs from base 1 to 1665 and encodes 554 amino acids. The record is from RefSeq and is a predicted model, not a curated record. The transcript is spliced from 2 exons.